This is a messenger RNA of Jaculus jaculus (lesser Egyptian jerboa), 1619 nucleotides long. It is a transcript of the gene Iqck, whose product is annotated as IQ motif containing K. Bases 1 to 864 code for a protein of 287 amino acids. NCBI's taxonomy places the organism in Eukaryota, Metazoa, Chordata, Mammalia, Rodentia, Dipodidae. The record is from RefSeq and is a predicted model, not a curated record. The transcript has 9 exons. Gene Ontology annotation, molecular function: protein binding.
AUGGCGGCGUCCCGGCAGACCUCCAGCCGCAGCGUCGUGCGCGAUGAGCCGAGCGGCUCCGCGGACUCGUCGGUCAGCACCCGCACGCUGGUGCUCACCGUGUCGCCGGUGUCCCCCGAGCGGCUCGUGUCGCCGGGGCAGGUCCCCGAGCCACCAGGCAGAAACCUGUGGGAGCAGGUCUGCGAGGAGUACGAAGCUAAGCAGCCUCCCUUUCCAGAAGGAUAUAAAGUGAAACAAGAAGCUAAAGCUAAUGUCUCACCUUUGGAGGAAAUGACUUCCCAAAGCUUCAACACACAGAAAUACCUUCAAGUGUCCAAUUUCCUCAAAGAAUCACCUGUAUCCUGUCCUCAGAAGAAAUCAAAAACUAUUGAGCCGAAAACUUGUUCCCCCAGAGAAUAUUUGGAAGAGAUCAUCUUUCCAAUUCUGCUUCCUGGAAUGGCCAACCUGCUUCACCAAGCAAAGAAAGAAAAAUGCUUCGAGAGGAAAAUAACCAAAUUCAUCGCGUGUGAUUUUCUGACUGAGUGGUUGUACAACCAGAAUCCCAAGAGGAUAGGGGAGCCAUUUACAGAAUUUUUCUCCAUUCCGUUUGUGGAAGAAUGGCUAAAGCACCACCCACGACCACCAAUCCCACUCUCCCUCCUCCUGACAGAGGAACAGGCUGCAGUCAUAAUCCAGUCUUUCUGGAGAGCCUAUCUGGUUCGCUGUGAUCCUGAGAUCCAGGAACUUCGUCAGUGGCAGAAGAAACUGCGUGAGGAUAAGCACAUUCACCAGCGAGUGAAGAUAUUCUGGACCAAACAAGAACAGAAAGUGAAAUGUAAAAUGGAAGAUGAAGAGGUCAACACAGCCACAGCACCACCUCCUUAACUGCUGUUGGUAUCUUCCCUUGGAGAAUGAACUACCCCAUUGUGAGGGUUAUGUCCACAUUGCACUGUCUCGGUUAUGGUUUCUUUAACAAGUUUUGUUGAAAAUUUUCAUGCAAGGUAGGAUUUGUUAGAAACAUGGUUUAAAUGGUGUGCUUUCAUCCAGGUGAUUUUCCACUGUGUUAGGGAGUGUUCUUCGAGACUAACUGUUAUUACGAUGUGCGGUGAAAUUAACCCCAAGAGAGAAAGUGCCUUGUUACAAGUUUCUUGGUUUUGUGAAGAUACAUUAUUUUAGUUUAAGUCACAUAUCUGCUUUAGUUUUUAUGCUUUGGUUUUGUUUUUUUUGUGUGUGUGCUAAAAGAAUAAAUGGGGUCUCCCAUGUGCGAGGCAAGAGCUCCACCAUUGAGCUCCAUCCCCAACAAUUACAACAGAAUUUUCAUUGUCUAAGACUCCAUAGUAUUACAGAAAUGUCCUGUGAUUAGCUGUUAAUCAGGAUCCUCCCAGUCAAAAGGCCAAGGACUCAGCAGAAAAGUCUUGUAUUGAGUGGUUUGACAAGCUACCACACAUCUUAGGUAAAUAAUAAAGCCUUUAUUUUCAUGUUAAGAACAGCAUUUUGAAAAUAAAACCUAUCUGCCCAUGCUUAACAACCAUUUGAAUUUGUUUAAUACUUAUAUACAGUGAUAUACACAUUGAUUGUCUUGAAAUUUCUUGGACAAUUUUAUCAGUGUGCAGUUCAGCCAGGGGAAAAUGAAAGUACAU